CUUUACAACCCAGCCCUAUCAUUCAUGUAGUCUUCACUCACCUACAUUGUCAAACCUGGACUGAGGGUGUGUUUCGGAGGUUUCCUCGGCAGAGGAGAAGGGUGGACGUCAAUGGAGUUCACUCUCACUCCAGCUCCUCGUGGAGUUGCAAGUGUGGAGGAACCAGCGGCCAUCCCCACUGGUCGUUUGGGGUCAGUCAUUGAGGAAAUAGAGCCUGUAGAAAUAGAGCAGCAUGAUGAUGACAAAAGUCAACCUGCAGGAACUACUGUUUGCCCGGCCCCAUACUCAUAUGACAGUUCUUCAUCAUCCUCUGACAGUGAGGAUAAAUGCAAGAUGGAAAAGAAGAAGAAGAAACUGAAGAAGAAGAGGAAAAAGAAAGAUUCCAGUUCCUCUUCCUCCUCCUCUUCCUCCUCCUCUUCCAGCAGCUCUUCAGACAGCGAGAGUGAGGAUGACAAGAAAAAGAAAAAGGAGAAGAAGAAGAAGAAAGUGGUGAAUGAGUACAUGUGGGACCGGUUGAUCGUAGCACCAACUGACGAACAAAUGGGAGUUCCCGGGUACACGGAGUUAAAACAGGUUUCCAGCUUAUCCUAUGAUGACAAUGACAAAAAGGACAAGGAGGAUAAGAAGACAAAGAGCAAGGAUUCCACUUCAUCUGACAGUGACGAGAAGAAGAAGAAGAAGAAGAAAAAGGACAAAAAGGAGAAGAAGAAGAAAGACAAGAAGAAGAAAAAGAAGAAAGACAAGAAGAAGAAGAAAAAGCAUUCAAGCUCCAGUUCAUCAAGUUCCAGUUCCUCAAGUUCCAGUGACAGUGACAAGGAAAACAAAAAGGUCAAGAAAGAAAAGAAGAAAAAGGAGAAUAAAAUUCCUGGUGUUGAGCAAAGUGGUGAUCCACAAAUGCAAGUGUCUGACCCGGGUACGAGUGGAUACUCGGCCUUUAGCAGAAGCUCCAAGCCCGGUGGUGCUCCCGUUAUCACAUUUCCAUUGCUUCCCUCCAAACCUGUUGUAAACCUGGAUCCUCCGAACCUUCCACUCACCUCACUCUCCAAUCCAGCAGUGACCCCAACUGCUGGCGGAGAUCGGGCACCCGUUCGCAGACCCUUAAGCCCCAUGGAGUCAUUGAUGGGGAGUACCGGUACAUUUCGGUACAGGGAUGCAGGGGCCCGUUCCACCCCACACCUCAGCUCUACUGGUCUAUACAGAAGCACUCGGUCUUACAAGUGAUGAGAUGUCCAAACUAUUCACAGAUGACAAUAUAUGAGGGGUAAUUGAAAAGUGCUUCAACGAUAUAUCACUCUGUGAGAGUCUGAUAAGACGUCUAAUACUGAAUCAAAGGAAACGUCUGUUUGCUGAGGAAUCAUUGUGCUGACAAAAAAGAUGAUUUGAUGGGG
This is a messenger RNA of Hippocampus comes (tiger tail seahorse), 1388 nucleotides long. Its product is annotated as protein FAM133-like. The transcript has 11 exons. Gene Ontology annotation, cellular component: nucleolus; nucleoplasm. The record is from RefSeq and is a predicted model, not a curated record. NCBI's taxonomy places the organism in Eukaryota, Metazoa, Chordata, Actinopteri, Syngnathiformes, Syngnathidae. The coding region runs from base 112 to 1221 and encodes 369 amino acids.